Molecule: messenger RNA, 1737 nt
Organism: Neocloeon triangulifer
Lineage: Eukaryota; Metazoa; Arthropoda; Insecta; Ephemeroptera; Baetidae
Product: dnaJ homolog subfamily A member 2-like
Exons: 7
Coding region: 93-1322 (409 amino acids)
Biological process (GO): protein refolding; response to heat
Cellular component (GO): cytosol; cytoplasm
Molecular function (GO): Hsp70 protein binding; ATP binding
Source: RefSeq, a predicted model, not a curated record
CUCUCAUUUCACCUGAGCUCCACCACUUCUCGCCGCUGCUCAACUCCGACCAGCAGGAAAAUUUCGCAGCUUGAUUUUUGCAUAGGUUAAAAAUGGCCGAACCGGACCUCUACAACAUUCUAGGAGUCAAACGAAAUGCCGCCGAUCCAGAAAUCAAGAAGGCGUAUCGGAAGCUUGCGAUGGAAUUCCAUCCGGACAAGAACCCCGAAGCAGGCGACCGCUUCAAAGAAAUUUCGUACGCCUACGAAAUCCUGUCGGACCCAAGGAAGCGUGAAGUUUAUGACAGACACGGCCUUAAGGGUAUCCAAGAAGGGGCCCACGAACACGGGGGCAUGGGGGCCGAUGACAUUUUUUCGCACAUCUUUGGAGGAGGAGGUCUCUUCGGCAUGCCAGGAAUGGGCGGCAUGCGAGGCCGUCGCAGGGCCAGAGGCGAGGAUACCGUUCACCCCCUGAAAGUGUCCUUAGAGGAUCUUUACAAAGGAAAAACUUCCAAACUGCAGAUAAGCAAGAGUGUCAUUUGCAAGGCCUGUGAUGGGAGGGGAGGAAGUGGUGGGGCGCAAACGUGCAGGGGAUGCCGUGGAUGUGGGCGAAAGGUGACCUUCCGGCAGCUGGGGCCAGGCAUGACCCAGCAGAUGCAGAGCAUAUGUACUGAUUGCGGUGGUGAAGGAGAAACCAUUGCUGAAAAGGAUAGGUGUCAGACCUGCCGUGGCAAGAAGGUCAUCAACGAGUCCAAGGUUAUUGAGGCCCACGUGGACAAGGGUAUGCGCGAUGGCCAGAAGAUCUACCUGCGCGGGGAGGGUGACCAGCAGCCUGGUGUCGAGCCUGGAGAUGUGAUCAUUGUGCUGCAGAUGAAGCCGCACGAGAAAUUCCAGCGGACAAACGACGACCUUUUCAUGACUCACACAAUCACCAUCACCGAAGCCCUCUGCGGCUUCAUUCUCGUCGUCAAGCAUCUUGAUGGCAGGGAAUUGGUUGUCAGACAACCUGCCGGAGAAGUUGUCAAGCCAGGUGACUUUAAGGGAAUUAAGGGUGAAGGAAUGCCUCAGUACAGAAACCCGUUUGAAAAAGGAGUCCUCUUCAUUAAGUUUGACGUCACAUUCCCCAGUAAUAAUUUUGCUGACGAAGCUAAGCUGAAGAUGCUUGAAACGUUGUUACCCAACAGACCACCAGAGCCAAUUCCCUCUGGGGACGCUGAAGAAGUGGUGCUAACUGACUACGACCCAUAUGAACGAAGUGAGCGUGGUGGCCGCUCUGAAGCCUAUGAAGAUGAUGACGAAGACGGCCACUCUGGUCCAGGGGGCAUACAGUGCGCGCAGCAGUAGCCCUCCAACUUUCUGCCCCCUACUUUAUAAUUAAUUCAAGGACACUUAAACACAAUGCUAUGUUGUGUGGCUCUCAAGUUAUUAUAAUUACCCAGGCCAGAUGUUCAUGAUUUUUAAUUUAUUAGUUACUCAUGGCCCGUGAUUUUGAAAUUAUUAUUUAGUCCUUGUCGGAAAUAAAAACCAUCACAAGAUCGGUUGUGGAAAUGAAGAGAUCGGGCUUUUCCUCAUAGAUCGGUUGUUGUGUAUUUCCGCAUGUGAUUCUAUCAAGCAGAUUUAGGCAUUCAGAUGUGUGAGAAUUGGAUUUUGAUUAUUUUUAUAAAUGUCGUGGCUGGAUUCAAAAUUGUUUCCUGUGUUCUUUUGGAGGAAUCAAAAUUCUGUCUUCAUAUUAAAUAAAUAAAAAGAGAAGAAAACUAGA